Messenger RNA from Pipistrellus nathusii (Nathusius's pipistrelle), 996 nucleotides. The record is from the annotation of a GenBank genome assembly. NCBI's taxonomy places the organism in Eukaryota, Metazoa, Chordata, Mammalia, Chiroptera, Vespertilionidae.
AUGGCUGCCAGAGUGUUGGAAUCCAUCGGCAAGGUUGGCCUGGCCGCAGCCCUCGCGGGAGGCGUGGUGAACUCGGCCCUGUACAAUGUGGACGCGGGGCACAGAGCGGUCAUCUUUGACCGGUUCCGCGGCGUGCAGGACACGGCGGUGGGGGAAGGGACCCACUUCCUCAUCCCCUGGGUGCAGAAACCCAUCAUCUUCGACUGCCGCUCCCGACCCUGGAACGUGCCGGUCACCACGGGCAGCAAAGACCUGCAGAAUGUGCACAUCACGCUGCGCAUCCUCUUCCGCCCGGCGGCCGGCCAGCUGCCCCGCAUCUUCACCAGCCUGGGCGAGGGCUACGACGAGCGCGUGCUGCCGUCCGUCACCGCCGAGGUCCUCAAGGCGGCCGUGGCUCGCUUCGACGCCGAAGAGCUCAUCACCCAGAGGGAGCUGGUCUCCAGGCAGGUGAGCGAGGACCUCGCGGAGCGAGCCGGCGCCUUCGGGCUCAUCCUGGACGACGUGUCCCUGACGCAUCUCACCUUCGGGAAGGAGUUCACAGAAGCCAUAGAAGCCAAGCAGGUGGCCCAGCAGGAGGCCGAGAUGGCCAGGUUUGUGGUGGAAAAGGCCGAGCAGCAGAAGAAGGCAGCCGUCAUCUCUGCCGAGGGCGACGCCAAGGCCGCAGAGCUGAUCGCCAACUCGCUUGCCGCUGUGGGCGACGGCCUGAUCGAGCUGCGCAAGCUGGAAGCCGCGGAGGACAUCGCCUACCAGCUCUCCGGCUCCCGGACCGUCACCUACCUCCCGCUCCCGCUCCCGCUCCGGCUCCCGGGACGUCUCCUGCCUGCGCGCCCCGGAGUCGGAGUCGGCGCUCCUCCGGCUUCCCCAGCGAGGCCUGCCAAGCCCGCACCUGCUGGGCCCAGGCCACAGCCCGCACCUGCUGCUGAAGUCGGUGCUCCUCCGGCUUGCCCAGCGAGGCCUGCCCAGCCUGCACCUGCUGGGCCCACGCCACCGCCCUGA